CAGUCGCUGUUCAUUUCCUAACGGUAACGGGUUUGCUGCGCGCUGUCGUAGACAAAGCUUGCGCCGUUGUCGCCGCCGUAGCUUUUUGCUACACAAACAAUAAUAAUAAAAAAAAGCGCUAGACAAAAUAAUAAUAGUUGCUAAUUGGCUGCCAUUGUCAGUGUAGCUACUGGUGCUCUGUCCGUGUUCAUUAAAUAACAUUAAACUGGUAUUUAAAAAUUGCCGAAAUUGCGAACAGUGUAAUAAAAUAAAAAUAAAUUUACAUUGAAAAUCCUUAGUACAUACACACACACUGACAUGUCGCGUGCUGUAAUUGUGUGCGUGAGUGUAUAGAAAUGCUUCAGUGCAGCCAGUUUUAGCGCAUGCGCCAUUGUACCCCACAGUUGCUGCCAAGUUUUGCAUUAAUUGUUUUUCGUCGAGCCAAAAAGCAUUUAAAAUUACAAACACUCAGCGCUGAUAAGCUAGCGCAGACGCUGCCAUGUAGAUUGACGCGUUGGACAGCCAUUGUAAGCUAGCGUCAUGGUGGAAUCGUCGAGCUUGGGCCGUGCGCCGCCAGCGGCACAACAGCCCAUACCUCAGCAGCAUUCGCCGUCGCCGUCGGGAAUGCGUUGCGGCAAUUUGGAGACGCGCGUGCGCGGCUCUUGGUACCGUGUGAUGGUAACGCUGGAAACGGACUUUCUGGCCGUGAGUCUGGAUGAGUCGUGCGAGUCUACGCAUCCUUCGAGCGACAGCCAAUCCACAACACUAAACGGCACACUGGGAAGCAAUCACAGCGGCGGAGGAGGCGCCAGUCAGAAUGGCACGUUGCCCAGCUCUGCCUCGUUGCAGGGCAUGGUUGUUCAAGACACCGAACUGGAUGGCUCUGUGGGCACUGGCACUGGCACUGGCAGCAGCAACAACGACAACGGCGAUCUUUGUCUGAAUAACAAUAACAAUGCGGACGCCGUUGGCCUGGACAUGUGCGAUGUACCUGAUCAUGUGGCCAAUCAGAAGCGCCACGUACGCAUCAUCAAGUCCGACAACAACGGUCUGGGCAUAUCCAUCAAAGGAGGUCGCGAGAAUCGCAUGCCCAUACUCAUCUCGAAGAUCUUUCGGGGCAUGGCUGCCGACCAAGCCAAAGGCCUCUACGUGGGCGAUGCCAUUCUCACCGUGAACGGCGAGGAGCUGCGCGAUGCCACCCACGAUGAGGCAGUGCGUGCCCUGAAACGUGCCGGUCGCGUUGUGGAUCUGGAAGUUAAAUUUCUGCGCGAGGUGACGCCCUACUUUCGGAAGGCGAGCAUCAUUUCUGAGGUGGGCUGGGAGCUGCAGCGUGCAUUCCUCUGCCCAUUGGGUCCGGGCGCGCCGACAUCCCCGCCAGCACCGACGCCUAAGACAACGCCGCGAGCAGACACGCGCUACAUACCGCUGCAGCUGACGCAUCUGGCGCGCAAUCUCAAGUACAUCGAUCCGGAAAACCGUUGCCUGGAGCUGCACUCGCCGGAUGGCGUGCACUCGUGCAUUCUGCGUGCGGCCGAUUCCGCGGAAGCUCUGGUCUGGUUCAAUGCGCUCCACUCGGCCAUGGGCAGCAGCACGCAGCGCUCCCUGGUCGAGGCCAACCGUGCGCUGAUGACUCUUAUUGGGGAGCUCAAGCACAUUGGUUGGCUGAGCAAGCGUCUAAACGGAGGCGGCAGCUCGGGCAGCGCCGGCGGCGGUGGGGGCAGUGGCGCGGCCAGCGGAGGUAGCGGCACCUCGAACAGUGGAGGCGUCGCCGGCGAGGUGGUAAGUCCCAGCGGUCGCUCCAGCUCGGAGAGUUCCGAUGAAAGCGACAAAUGGCUGCCCAUUUUUGUGGCAGUUACCGAGCGCGAGUUUCGGAUAUACGAGAGCGCACCCUGGUCCGUGGAGGCCUGGAGUCGUCCAUUGGAGAGCUAUGCGCUGGCCACCACAAGGUUGGCCGGAGCCGGCAACAAUUCCUCCCUAAAUGGCCAGCAGACCACGGUGUUUUGUGUGCGCUGUGGCACAGCACGGGGUGUCCUGGUGUACUGGCUACGCUCGGAGACACACCGGGAUAUGGCCGCGUGGGCGCGUGCUCUUGUUCAGGGCUCCCAUCAGGCGGUCAAUUUGCAGCGGGAGUUCUCGUUUCGCUGCCUCUACCAGGGCAGGCAGUGUCAAUUGGUUGUGCACAUAAAUCGGGGCUUCUUCUUAUACGAUUGCGGUGGCUUCGCCUCAUCCACGCCAACAGCGGCGGUGGCCAACAAAACGCAGCUCUGGCAAUUCCCAUUUGAUAAGUUAAAAGGCUCGGCGGACGACGGAGCUCGCAUGCUAUAUUUGGAUUUUGGCGAUGAUGGCGAAAUCGAGUUGGAUAUGGAGUGUUGUCCAAAGCCCGUUGUGUUCGUGGUACACAAUUGCCUGUCGGCCAAGGUUCAUAAUAUUGCCUAAGCAGCGACAUUUUGUGCCGGAUUCUUUUAAGCGCAAUAGAAAAAUGAUAUAGCAAAUAAUAUUUUUACAUUGUUUUUGUUGCUAUUUUUUUAAUUUAAAGCAAUUAUUUAGUUAAUAGUAUAAAUUUACUAACAAAAAUUUUAAUUAUUGUUUUUUUUUUUUAUGUGAUUAACAUAAUUAUGUGGAAAAUAAUUCAAUUAAUAUUAUAAUUAAGUUAAUUUGGAGUUUGUUAUUUGCAUUGCGCUUGAGAGUAAAUCAUUGCAUAUACUAAGCAGAAAGUUGAUGGCGAGAGCAACGGCGCCGGCGAGUGAGCAUUACGUGCUUCCCGAUGGCUAUUGGGCUAUUUGUAAGUUUAGAAAAAAGAAUAAAAAAAAGAAAUAGUAAACGAAGUAGAAUCCUUCGAGAGAGUACUAACUCGAAUACUGACAAGCACAAACCAAAACAUUUUUUACAUUGUAAGUAGACGUAAAUUCAUUUUAUACGUGCGUGUGCCAUAUACACACAGAUUAGAAUAUACCAUCUAAAAGGCCGAAAAGUCUCAAAUGAAAUCUAAACCAACUUGAAAACGAAUAUCUAAAUGCAAAUCUGAUAUCUACAUUGAAUACACACGUUGAACAAUAAUUAUCGUAAUUGUACUUAACUAAUUGUAUCUUGUAUCUAAACGAAGCACACAUAUCUCGAUGUAUUAGGACCCUAAAACUUGGCGUCGAAAUUGAAAUCGUGUCGAUCAUGUCAUACUCCACAUAAAUACCUACUAUAAAUUCAUUAUACAUAUAUACAAAUACGACAAUUUCCAGCAUUUCCCCAUUCUACUUGUACAACAGCGAUCGAUCAUAUGCAAUUAUUAUACAUUAUACCAGCAUAUAAGCAUGACAUAUUCGUUUUAUGAAAUUCCAAAUUUCGUUAAAAAGAAAUCCCAAAAACCAACCAAGAAAAUCAACAUAAAUCAUAAACUUAAGGCAAUAUGUAUUUUUAACAUAAGUAGUGUUGAAUCUUCGAUAAUAAACUUAUAUAUACAUAAUACAAAUAA
Drosophila virilis is the source of this 3445-nucleotide messenger RNA. RefSeq names its product Syntrophin-like 1 (gene Syn1). The record is from RefSeq and is a predicted model, not a curated record. Gene Ontology annotation, molecular function: protein binding; structural molecule activity. NCBI's taxonomy places the organism in Eukaryota, Metazoa, Arthropoda, Insecta, Diptera, Drosophilidae. Gene Ontology annotation, cellular component: intracellular anatomical structure; dystrophin-associated glycoprotein complex.